This is a messenger RNA of Pieris rapae (cabbage white), 887 nucleotides long. It is a transcript of the gene Psf2, whose product is annotated as probable DNA replication complex GINS protein PSF2. Lineage: Eukaryota; Metazoa; Arthropoda; Insecta; Lepidoptera; Pieridae. The transcript has 3 exons. Gene Ontology annotation, biological process: double-strand break repair via break-induced replication; DNA replication. The record is from RefSeq and is a predicted model, not a curated record. The coding region runs from base 158 to 748 and encodes 196 amino acids. Gene Ontology annotation, cellular component: GINS complex; nucleus.
UAACUUUUGAAAUUUCAACUUUCGAUUUUGUAUCAUAACAUUAAUGAUUAAUCACACUUAAUAUUUGACUGAAUUUUUUUAUUUUUUAGGUUUUAUGUUAAAUAACCUUAUUGUUUAAUGGUUGAAUGCGGUGCCGUGUAUCUGAAACAAAUAAACUAUGGAUCCGUAUGAGAUAGAGUUUAUAGGUGAAAACAGAAUAGCUAGUAUAAUACCAAAUUUUUCUUAUGACAAAAUCUACUUAAUUUGUGGUGAAUUUGGACCUUUUCGUGCUGGGUUACCAAUGAACGUUCCAUUGUGGUUAGCGGUUAUGUUAAAACAAAAACAAAAGUGUCGAAUUGUGCCCCCAGAUUGGAUGGAAAUUGAUAAUUUGGAAAAUAUCAAAGAAGAAGAAAAAAGAUCCAGAUUUUUUACAAAAAUGCCCCAUGAACAUUAUAUGGUAGAAGCAAAACUGAUAUUAGGCGCUGCAUCUGAAGAUAUACCAAAUGCAUCUGAAAUUAAAACAAUUAUCAAAGACAUAUGGGAUAUAAGGAUGUCCAAACUACGGACUUCUAUGGAUGCUUUAAUGAAGUCUGGUGGUUCUUAUGGUAGACUGGAUCAUUUAACAAUGAUGGAAAUCAAUUCUGUUAAACCACUGCUGCCUUCAGCUAUGAAUGAAUUACUGAAGAUUCAAAUGACUUCUAAGAAGUCAACAUCAUCAACACUGAAUAGCUCUACAUUCAGCCAGUCGGGAACUUCACAAAAUAUGUGAAAAUAUACUGUGAUUGGGAAGUGCAUAAUAUGUGCUGAAUUGAUAUGUGUGUGUUCCUUUGAUAAUAUGUCAAUGUUAGAACCAAUUUUACUGUAGUCUUUUUUACCAUCUAUAUUUUUUAAAUAAAUUGUACACCAUU